UACAGUGACAGUAGGAAGGGAAAAACAAAACCAAACAAACAACCCACAAGUUAUAUAUAAAACAGCAUCUUUGAGAGUGGGUUGUGGUCGCUGCUCAGUCCCCCUCCCCUCCUCUUCCCUACUGCUCUGCUCUUUCAAUCAGAGACAGAUAGAAUACUGAGAGAGAGAGAGAGAGAGAGAGAGAGAGAGAGAGAAGAUGCCUAAGGCUGAGUCUUCAGGCCUCUCUUUCUUCUUCAUACUCUCUGCCUCUGGCCUGUUCAUGAAGGAAUGAGCCCAGAACCAAACCUCUUCUUCUCAGAAGAAGAUGGAUCAACAUCAUCAUCAGCAAGAAGUAGAAUCAAGUGAAGAACAAAACCCAGUUUUCCUUUUGGAUGCUCUGUAUUGCUCAGAAGAGCAUUUGGAGGAGCAAGCGAGUAUAGUGGAGUAUUUCCAAGAGGAAGAUGAAUUUGUAGGAGACAGUUGUUGUUACAGCAAUAUUUCAUCGUAUAAGCCAAUAAAAGUUCCAAUCUUGCUAGAGCAAGACUUGUUUUGGGACAACGAGGAGCUAAUCUCACUGUUAUCCAAAGAAGCAGAACAAAAUGGUGAGCUUCAAAAACCUCUCCAAAUCAGCUCAUCUGUGUCUGGGGCUCGUAAAGAGGCAGUGGAUUGGAUGCUGAGAGUGAUUACCCACUUCUCUUUCUCUGCUCUCACUGCCGUUCUUGCUGUGGAUUACUUUGAUAGGUUCUUCUUCAGCCUCCAGUUUCAGAUUGAGAAGCCAUGGACGACCCAGCUUGCUGCUGUGGCUUGUCUCUCUCUUGCUGCCAAAGUGGAGGAGACCCAAGUUCCCCUUUUACUGGACUUCCAAGUGGAAGACAGUAAGUAUUUUUUUGAAGCUAGAACUAUUAAGAGAAUGGAGAUUUUGGUGCUCUCCACACUUCAAUGGAAGAUGAACCCUGUCACUCCACUUUCAUUUGUCGAUUACAUCACAAGGAGGCUUGGGCUAAAACACCAUCUCUGUUGGGAAUUUCUCAAGAGAUGUGAGCUCAUCCUUCUGAAUCUCAUUUCAGAUUCUAGGUUCAUGUCUUUCCUUCCAUCUGUAGUGGCCACUGCUACAAUGCUGCACGUUGUCAACAAUAUAGAACCCUGUUUACAUGUCGAAUAUCAAAACCAGCUCUUGGGCAUUCUCGGAAUUGACAAGGACAAAGUGGAUGAUUGCUACAAGCUUGUCCUGGAAUUGUCAUCAUCAGGAGGCCAUGGCAAACCAUCCAACAAGCGCAAGUUUGGUUCAAUUCCUGGCAGUCCAAAUGGAGUUAUAGACAUGUCAUUUAGCUCUGAUAGUUCAAAUGAUUCGUGGGCCGUGGCCUCAUCAGUCUCAUCUUCACCAGAGCCUCUGUCAAAGAAGAGGAAGCUCAGCCACAACCCAAAUGCAGAGAUUCUCAGCUUCAUCCCUCGCUAGUUACUCAAAUGGUUCCCACCUUUUUUCAUUAAGGACCCAAAAAAAAAAAAAAAAAAAGUCUUUCCAUGUCUAAUAAGUACUUAUGUUCUUAUGCGAUUUGUUAAAUUGCAUACCAUCUCUGAAACUUUCAUCCUAAUUUUCCCAACCAAAUUCAAUCCACAUACUCAAUGAUCUCUGGACUGUUCUGUGGAUGGUGGAUAUAUGGGAUUAGGAAACAGAGAUGGUUUGCAUUUUAUCCGGAGGAAAGUUUUUUAAGAACAUGAACAUAGCAAUGAAGAGUGUACUUGCAGCAGGCAGUAUUAUUAUAUAUCUCUACUCA
Molecule: messenger RNA, 1754 nt
Organism: Prunus dulcis (almond)
Lineage: Eukaryota; Viridiplantae; Streptophyta; Magnoliopsida; Rosales; Rosaceae
Product: cyclin-D3-1-like
Exons: 4
Coding region: 305-1435 (376 amino acids)
Biological process (GO): mitotic cell cycle phase transition; regulation of cyclin-dependent protein serine/threonine kinase activity
Cellular component (GO): cytoplasm; nucleus; cyclin-dependent protein kinase holoenzyme complex
Molecular function (GO): cyclin-dependent protein serine/threonine kinase regulator activity
Source: RefSeq, a predicted model, not a curated record